ACCCUCCCCGGGCGAGACAACACGCGUGCCAGCUCUGGGCGGGUCCCUGCGGUGGUGACAAGGCUCCUCCUCCUUUUCUGCUCCUCCUCAUCCUCCCCCUCCAGGCCUCCAGCUCGUACGGUGCUCCUCUAGGGCCCCUCUGCCGGUUCCCAGCCAUGGUGGCCUGGCGUUCGGCGUUCCUAAUCUGCCUCGCUUUCUCCUUGACCACGCUGGUCCAGAGAGGAUAUGGGGAUGUCAGGGAUGAUUCUAAUGCAGAGGAUGCUCGGAAAAAAAUUUCUCCCCUGAAGCAGAGAUGGGACUAUGUUACCACCACAACCAGGAGGCCAGGAGCAACCAGAGCUCCAGUAAAUGCUGCAGGGCUCCCUGAUAUAGAUGAUUUUAACUUAGCUGAUGCCUUGGACGAUAGCAAUGAUCGAAAUGAUGGCCACAGGAAGCCAAGUGCAGCAGGAGGAAAAGGUUUUUCAGACAAGGAUCUCGAAGACGUUGUAGGAGGUGGUGAAUACAAACCCGAUAAGAAUAAAGGCGAUGGUGGAUACGGCAGCAGUGACGACCCUGGAUCCGGCAUGUCGGCAGAGACUGGCACCAUCGCAGGUGUGGCCAGCGCCCUGGCCAUGGCCCUGAUUGGUGCAGUGUCCAGCUACAUCUCCUACCAGCAGAAGAAGUUCUGCUUCAGCAUCCAGCAGGGUCUCAAUGCCGACUAUGUGAAGGGGGAGAAUCUGGAAGCCGUUGUGUGUGAGGAACCCCAAGUGAAGUACUCCACACUGCAGACAGCAGCGGCCCAGCCGCCGCCCCCCGAGCCGCCGCGGAUCUGAAGGGCGGCGCCCCGCUGCCCGUCCUGUCUCUGCUUCCCCUGUCAUUGGCUUCUUGUUGUUUUGCCCUCUCUGGACGAGGUUGCGAGGGCGCUUCGGGCGCCGCCCUCGGGGUAGCCGGCCACAGGUUCCAGGACGAGGCUGGGGGCUGGGACGACCCCGCGGGGACCAGCAGAGCGCGGGACCGCGUUCCUGCUUAGGUGAUGGAUCUGAACCCAGGACUGGGAGCCGUGACCCACACACUGGGCCGCAAGACUCUCCACACAGCCUCUGCCCGUGACUCCGAGACUUGUGAGAGCCCACUUAGUACCUGUUCACUGGGAGCCCCUGCAAGGGUCGAAUGCAACCAAGCAACACACACACACACACACACACACACACACACACACACGGUCGUAGUUUGGCUCUUCCACUCCCUGCUUGUGCAUUGCUGCGCUUCCAGAGAGCUGCUCCGAGCCGACGCUUGUUUAAGUGGGUUAAGUGCAAGUGUGCAUCUCCCAGCCUUCCCCGGAGAGUUGGGGUGCUCAGGAAGUCGGCUGCUGUACCUUGAGGAUCUCUCAGUGGAUUUUCUAGGGGGCUCAGGGGACAGCAGUUGGCCCUGGGUAAAAGAUCUUAGGAGUCAUUUUUGCAUUUGAAAUGAGUUUUAGACUAGGUAAGGGAAGUGUCCACCCCUACUCCAUAUGUAACCUUUUGGGGGACACAUAGGGGAAAUAUCUGAAGCAUGCUUGUGGGGUGAUUGGAAGUGGGGGGAGGGGGGAUGGUGGCUUUCUCAAGUGGACUGCUGCCUUUGUCGCUCUGUCCUUAUCUUCCUUGUUCGCUUUGAUGAAGAGCACGCAGACCUUGCUCUCAAUGGUAAACAGAGGAAGCUGAGCCGUGGGGCUGAAGUGAGCAGAGCCGGCUUCCUAGGUUCCUUUGGUCCUUUGCCCCAGGGUGCUGGGCAGUUGGAGACUGAGCUUGCAUGAGAAACUCCGUGUACUAAGAGUUUGCCAGGUCCACAGCACUUGGGAAGGCCGGAGGGGCCUCACUGGGCAAGCACGGGCUGAUUUGCGCAAUCGCAAAGCGUGUGUGUGCAUGAUCAUCACCACACUCCCAUUUCGUGAAACCCUCACCGUGAAACACGGACAUUCUCAUGGCCACUGCAUGCCUCCAGUGUGGGCGUGAAAAGGGGGUGCCGGGCACCCCUUUGUCGUGCUUCAUCACUGAUUGCAUGCAGACCUGGACUGUGGAGCUGAGAAGGAAAUGUGGCCUCAGGAAGUCCCCAUGGUUCUUGAAGAAGUGAACUAGCUGGGAUGGAGCACAGUGGCAAAACACUUGCCUAGCAAGUGCAAUGUUCUGGAUGUCAUUUCCAGUCCCCCAAAAGAAAUUUACUUAAAAAAACAAAGUGAACCCAGCAUUCCCAUAGUCACCCGGUUCUCAACUGCUUUAUAAUCACAGACCAACAAAACCCAAGGGGCAAGGUCGCCAAUGCUUAUGUUUGACAACCCAUAGACCUAAGGAAACGUUUCUUGUACUACAGAUUCCUGGAUAGUGUUUAAAAUAAAAUUUGGGAAUUGUUAAAAAAAAAAAUGAAAGUGAACUAUCAGGGGACAUGCUACUUCCAAAUUGCCUUGUUCCCAGCCCUGUCUGCCGUGCUGGCUGUUUGAUGUAAGGUUUGUGCCACCCUGCCAUUGAUUCAUGAGGAGGGAUGGUGGCUUCCGGUCUGGCUGCAGAGGACUGUGGCGUUUGUUGCCAUCUCUGCUUUGUUGCCACCUACACGGGAAUUAUCUCCUUUAUAGUCAGGCCCAUCUGAUGACAAAGGCCUUGAACCCUGCGGCCAUAAGUGUAGAAUCCACGCUGUGUGAAAUCCUUUUCUCAGUAGCAGUGACUUCAGCGAGAAGAACACCGCUUUGCUCUCCCUUAGCUACCUCGGUGCCUUGUGCACAAAGCCCUUUGGCAGAAAACAUCAUUAACCCACUCGUGGUAGCUCAGAGGCCUGGACAGGCCAUGGUGCGCCCUGGACCUCCUAUUCCCAGUGUCACCCCACGGGCCAGGCCUCUCCUUCCCACCAGCAGUUUCCCUUUGCUUGAGCACUGGGGCCCGUGCGCAUCAGAAGGUGGUGUUAGCCAACAGCGGCCUGUCCCACGUGAUGAGACGGCAACACUGAGCCAACUAGAAAAUCUAAAGUGUGCCAGCCUCACUGGCGGGGGAACUGGCAAGGGCAGCAUUUACGGGAUCAGCGCUGAGCUCAUGAAUGCGGUGAUGCAGCUCCCUGAGAGCCAGCCAAAGAAGCCAGAAGCCAGGUGACUUGGACGGGGGGGUCCAUCCUAGUGGGGGACCAGGUCCACUGCCUCCACUCCUUAGCUUAGGGUUAGUACCAGCUCUGUGAUGAAGUACUGGACACUACCAGAAUGCCCUGUACAUCCUUUAUGUGCGAUGUCCAAGUGUAAAUUCUAAACUGUCUCGUGUUUGCAUUAAACCAAAUGGAACCCA
Messenger RNA from Perognathus longimembris pacificus (Pacific pocket mouse), 3278 nucleotides. RefSeq names its product CD99 molecule like 2 (gene Cd99l2). The transcript has 9 exons. Lineage: Eukaryota; Metazoa; Chordata; Mammalia; Rodentia; Heteromyidae. The coding region runs from base 156 to 812 and encodes 218 amino acids. The record is from RefSeq and is a predicted model, not a curated record.